AUGCGAUUUCUAACCUCUAUCUUCAUCGCCGUUCUAGCGUCUGGCGCAAUAACAAAUGCAUCCACCAUCGCAAGAUGCAAAAGCGACACUUCCACGGUCGCCGCCAACGACAAUGCCACCAAGAAGGCAUGCGGCGCAUACAAAAAUAACGGCUGCCCCAAUUGCGCCUUCGUAAACAACGACGGUGCAUUUUGCGAGAAUACUAGGGGGGAUAUUGUUGCCGACGACUGGGACGCGCUUUGCAAACUUAAUGGUUCUACUGGGUCAGAAGUUCACAAUGAACUUUGA
This is a messenger RNA of Hymenoscyphus albidus, 288 nucleotides long. NCBI's taxonomy places the organism in Eukaryota, Fungi, Ascomycota, Leotiomycetes, Helotiales, Helotiaceae. The record is from the annotation of a GenBank genome assembly.